Alternaria viburni is the source of this 504-nucleotide messenger RNA. RefSeq lists its product as uncharacterized. The record is from RefSeq and is a predicted model, not a curated record. NCBI's taxonomy places the organism in Eukaryota, Fungi, Ascomycota, Dothideomycetes, Pleosporales, Pleosporaceae. The transcript has 2 exons. The coding region runs from base 1 to 504 and encodes 167 amino acids.
AUGUCAUUGUACAUAUUAGAAGAGACGCCAGCCGACGGCCCAGACGAAGUCAUGCGCUGCUCCUUCUUCGCCUUCGAUCGGGGUAUAUGCGCUGCCGACGCAGAUGAGAACCGCCUGCGCUUCUCCCACAUCAUCAUCUGCGAACCAGUAGAUGACCCGUUGGCGCUUUGCCGUGAAUGUGUCGAAGUCAUGCACUGCUACGACGAGGUCAAUGAGUUUAUUGAGAAAGAGGGAUCGAAGCAGCAGAAGAAGUUGUUUACCCAGGAAGGAAAGGUCACUUAUAAGUGCAUGAUGAUGGAAAGACCAACAGAGAAAGACCUUGCCGAGCUGUGGCAAGAACGAUUCAAACGCAGCGGUCCUGAAGGUUGUCAGCGGGUUCUUGGGGAACAUCAGAUCUGCGCGAACGACUACGAAUUCUACCUAAAGAAGCCAAGUGGUAAAGAGGUCAUUGAUAAAUACUUUGGCGAAGAUCGCAUAAGAAGAAGUGUACCCGCUGGGCCAUAG